AUGGCUUCCAACGGUGGCAAUUUUGACGACGACAUUUACGGAGGUUUCUCCGGUGUCACUAACAAACUAUUUAACUACGAUGUAAAGGAGGACAAAGCAUUCCAGAAUGCAAUCAAAACGUCAAGCUACGGAAAGAAGACUUCUACGCCCAAGUUCUUCUGGAAUGGCGAGAAACUAGGUUCAGCAGAGACCAUGGCCACAAUGGCUCGCCCUUCAACAGCAAUUCGUCCCGUUGGGUAUUCUUCACAAAAUAGCAAACUAUUUGACCCUCUGAAUCAAGCCGCGAAGAAAAUCGUGGUGAUGGAAAACAAAAAGGAGGAAACCCCAGAGCAGCGCUAUAAAAAUAUGGAGAGCAAAAUUUUUGCAUUAUUAGAGGAAUCCAUUAUUGCGAGUACCGGAACGAAACCGGAUAUGGCAACGGGACUAGCGAAAGCAAAAGAAGCUUCGUCACUUGAUCGAACGCUACUACGAAUGCGUGAUCAAGAUGGAGGCACCUACACCCAUAACUUCGAUCUGACAUUCUUUGUAUUGUUCAACCUAGCAAACGUUUACGCCAAAAAUGAAAUGUACAUUGAAGCGUUGAACACCUACACACUGAUGACCAAAAACAAAAUGUUUCCAAACGUAAACCGAUUAAAAAUCAAUAUGGGAAAUAUCUAUUUUCAACUUGGAUUAUAUACGAAAGCGAUUAAAAUGUAUCGAAUGGCGUUAGAUCAAGUUCCAGGAAAUCAGAAGGAAUUGCGACUGAAAAUUACUCACAAUAUUGGCAUUUUGUUCAUUAAAAUGGGACAAUAUUCGGAUGCCGCGACUAGUUUUGAGUUUAUAAUGUCGGAAAAGGGAGACCUGAAAACGGGACUUCAUUUGAUUCUAUGCUAUUACGCACUCGGAGACGUCGAAAAGAUCAAGCAUGCUUUUCAGCUUCUCUUGGACAUACAGAUCGAUUAUCUUGAGGACGAGAAAAUGUAUCAAUCUAACCCAUCCUAUGAGUACAUAAACGAGAUGAUCAAGUCGGACGAAUUGCAUGCCUAUGAGCAGAAGAUCCGACAACUGGCGGAGAAAAACAUACUGAUCUCAGCAAAUUUGAUAUCCACUAUCAUUGACGACUACUUCAACGACGGUUACAGUUGGUGUGUAGAAACUAUUAAAAACUCUUACUUUUCCCCAUUAGCAGUGGAUUUGGAGCUUAAAAAAGCGGUUAUCUAUUUGAAGCAAGAUGAUAUCCAGCAAGCUAUCGAUACAUUAAAAUACUUCGAGAAAAAGGAAUCAAACAUUGCCAUCAACGCAGCGAUAAAUUUGAGCUUCAUCUACAUACUGAAAAAAGAUAUUGCUACUGCAGAAACAUAUACCGAGACAGCCAAGAAGAUUGAUAGCUAUUGUCCAGCAGCCUUCAUCAACAGUGGUGUCUGUCAUAUGAUGAAAAAUGAUCUCGAUACUGCAAAGCUGAUGUUUAUGAACGCUUUGGAUAUUGAUUCCACUUCAUUCGAAGCUCUAUACAAUGUUGGAUUGAUAUUCAAAAAGCUUCAUGAUUACAACAAUUCUUUGCUCUACUUUCGUAAAAUUAUUUCCAAUUUGGGUCAUGAACAGCACCCGGAAGUUCUGUAUCAAAUCGCCAAUCUUUACGAUGCACUCGGAGAUGUACCAACUGCUCUGGAAUACUAUUUGCAGCUGCUUAGUUUGGUUCAGCAGGACAACAAAGUUAUUCAAAAAAUCGGUGAAUUGUACGAAACUGAUGGCGAACGGCAACAGGCCUAUCAUUACCAUCAUGAAUCGUACCGUAUUUAUCCAAUCGAUUUCAGCGUAGUGAAUUGGCUUUGCUCGCACUACAUUGAGUUGCAAGUCGUGGAGAAAGCGAUUGGUUUCUACGAAAAGGCUGUCCUCAAUAACCCGCUGGAUCCUUAUUAUUUGCUGCGAAUUGCUGGUUGUUAUCGUCGCAUUGGAAAUCAGCAAAAAUCUCUCAAUUUGUUUAAGAUAAUCCACGAUAUUUAUCCGGAGAAUACAGAUUGCUUAAAAGCGUUGAUACAUCUCAGUCAAUCGCAGGGGAAUAAUGAGCUAUGCGAACGUUAUAUGAGUGAACUACAAAAACUGGAAAAGCAGAAGGAGGUUCGUCAACGAAUCGGUACCGGUAGGCCUCCAACAACAAAUGGUUCAAGAAUAUCCAGCGGUGAACAGGAAAAAAGAUCCGGAGCGGGUUCGGACAACUAUCAACCACCGGGUACUGCGUCUGGGUCUGGGUUCGGAAAUAACAAGAGCUUGGAUGUUUCGCCAGACUAUAACGCUUUAACUAACGCAUAUGGAUACUCGGAUCCACUUGGUCCACCGCAGGAACGACCGCGUACUGGCUUUCGGAAAAAUGCAACGGUAGAUGACGAGUCGGAUGAAGAUAUCAAUCCGUAUGAUUUGUUGCCAGUUUAA
This is a messenger RNA of Sabethes cyaneus, 2412 nucleotides long. It is a transcript of the gene nompB, whose product is annotated as intraflagellar transport protein 88 homolog. Lineage: Eukaryota; Metazoa; Arthropoda; Insecta; Diptera; Culicidae. The record is from RefSeq and is a predicted model, not a curated record. Gene Ontology annotation, molecular function: kinesin binding. The coding region runs from base 1 to 2412 and encodes 803 amino acids. Gene Ontology annotation, biological process: non-motile cilium assembly; intraciliary transport. Gene Ontology annotation, cellular component: non-motile cilium; ciliary base; centriole. The transcript is spliced from 5 exons.